This is a messenger RNA of Gordionus sp. m RMFG-2023, 2208 nucleotides long. Its product is annotated as lactoperoxidase-like. NCBI's taxonomy places the organism in Eukaryota, Metazoa, Nematomorpha, Gordioida, Chordodea, Parachordodidae. The transcript has 14 exons. Gene Ontology annotation, biological process: response to oxidative stress. Bases 1 to 2208 code for a protein of 735 amino acids. Gene Ontology annotation, molecular function: peroxidase activity; heme binding. The record is from RefSeq and is a predicted model, not a curated record.
AUGAGAUUCAUUCAGUUAACUUAUGAAAGAAAUUCAAACUAUCUUUCUGCAAUAAUAAAACAGUUAUUAUUGGUCAUAACCAUUCAUCACUUUUUAUUGAUAUUUAAUCAAAAAUAUUUUGCAUACGGUCAAUUAGAAACAAUUUUCGAUUUUUUAGAUUUCAAUGAAAAUGAUUUUAGUUCUUUGAGAAGAGUUAUAAACGUUGAUGAUAGAGAAUUACUGCUUUCUAGAAGGGAUAUCAACAGAGUCAUUGAUAAUUCCAUGCGAAGAGUAGAGGAAAUGGCCAGAAGAGAGCUCAGAGCAGUUUUAUUGAUAAAAAAUCCAAACUCCGAGGGACCACAGUUUAUCGAGAACAUGAAAAUAAAAAUGGGAUUUGUGUCCACGAUGGCUGCAGAUAGUCUCAAAAACUUAAUGCAACAACACGGGGAAACUGAUAAAUAUAGAAUAGCGAAAUAUUUGCAUAAUUUGGACCUUAACUUUACAGUUAUGGAGAGCGAAUGUCCAUAUCAUUAUGACCAACGUAGAAGUGGUAGAUUGUGUAGAUACGAUAAUCCUUAUAGGGAAAUUGAUGGGUUUUGCAACAAUAUAAAAUACCCUUAUAGAGGUACAUCUCAUUAUCCGGCUCAAAGAUUUAUUCCAGCUGACUAUGGAGAUGGUUUGAAUGAGCCCAGGAGAUCGGUAAGAGGUGAGGAAUUGCCAAAUGCUAGAAUUAUCAGUAAUUCCGUUUUGCCAUAUACAACUAAGGAGCACUCUACUGUGACCAAUAUGAUGAUGGUUUUUGGGCAAUUGAUGGAUCAUGAAUUUGCAUUUGCUUCUAGUCCCACAGGAUUUAUGUUUGGAAAAUUAAAAUGUUGCGAUCCUGAAAACGCAAUUCAUCCUUUGUGUAUGAACAUGAAUUUUCCCCAAAAUGAUGAAUUCUUUAGUCGGUAUCGGAUAACGUGCAUGGAAAUAGUUAGAAGUUUACCAGCUAUAGACAUUGACUGUAGAUUCGGUCCUAGGAAUCAAAAUAAUGAAGUCACUUCUUAUAUUGACGCAUCCCCAAUAUAUGGAUCUACCCCAGAGGUGGGUAAUAGACUUAGGGCUUUUUCCAGAGGCGAAUUAAAAAUUCAACCAAAUCCCUUAAACCCAAGAUUAAAACCAUUAAUGCCUAUAUCUAAUAUAUCAAGUUCGAUGCAAUGCGAGAUUAGAUCAGGACCGUUCAAAUGUUUUUCUGCAGGAGAUACAAGAGCUAAUGAAAAUUCUUUAUUGAUUGUUAUCCACACCUUGUUCGUACGAGAACAUAAUCGUAUUGCACAAGGUUUGCAAAAGGUUAAUCCUCGAUGGGAGGAUGAAAGAUUAUACCAAGAAGCUAGAAAGAUCUUAGGCGCAGUAAUUCAACACAUUUGCUUCAAAGAAUUUUUACCUAUACUGAUUGGUCAAAAUAACCUGGAAAAAUAUAGUCUCGAACUUAAAGACACUGGGUAUUUUAUUGGGUAUAAUUCAGAAACAGAUGCAUCGGUUGAUCAUGGGUUCGUUACGGCAGCGUUCAGAUUUGGGCACAGCUUGAUAAAGGAUAUUGUACCCGAUGGAAUGGAUCCACUUUUGAGAGGAAUUUUCCAUCAGCAUGCUCAGAAUAUGGACAAUCAUGUAGUUGAGGAUGUCCGUAAUCAUCUCUUUAAACUUCCUCAUGAAAGAUUUGGUAUGGAUUUGAUGGCGUUGAAUAUAAUGCGAGCCAGAGAACAAGGAGUCCCUGGUUACAAUGAUUGGAGAGAGUACUGUGGUUUGACAAGGUACAGAAAUUGGGGUGACAUGCAGAACCACGUAAUUCCUUCAGCUAUUGAGGGAAUGAGGGCAGCAUAUAAAAACGUUGAUGAUGUGGAUAUAUUUGUCGGGGGAAUUUCAGAAAUAAUCCUUCGAGAAAGUAACAGAAAAGAGAGCGAUGGCAUUUUGGGCCCUACAUUUUCUUGUAUGAUCGGAAGCCAAUUCAAAAAUUUUAGGUUCGGCGAUAGAUAUUGGUAUGAAAACGAUAAUUCCAGGCUCAUUCGCCAUGCAUUUACGCCAAGUCAAUUGCAAGAAAUACGUAAAGUCAGGUUAAGUAGGGUGAUUUGCGAUAAUUCGGAUUCAAUCGUUUCUAUCACAAGAAACGUCUUCAUUCAACCUAGUUUCGAAAAUCCUAUCAGCUUUUGUAGAGAUGUAAAAGGAAUCGAUUUUAGGCAUUGGCGGGAAUAA